CUACUCGGCCUCGAUCCCCGACGCCUCCCAUGCCUUACCAUUCCAACAACAACCAUUAGACCAGCGGAUGUUAGAUUCCAUUGUAUCGUUUCGGCGCCGUUGAGCUCGUGCGUAGCCGCAGCACUCUCGCUCUCCCCCCCCCCAUUGCGGUCUCGACGUGCCGUCGUUUGUCACUUGAUCCUCUCGACCAGCACCGGCACCAGCACGCCGUGCACCGGCAAGCCGCCAGAAUGGCCAGCUUCCUCAAUAGACUCAAAAAUGCCUCUUCUGUCACUACUAGCACCGCGAACAAAGAUGUUGCCGUCAAGAAAAAAGAAAAAGAAGAGCUGCCCCCCGAGCUCACCCCAUUAGAAAAGAUGCUCCAAAACGCCGGCCCCCUACGUGACGAUGGCACCGAUCGCUUUUUCGGCUUGGAAAAUUUUGGCAACACUUGUUACUGCAAUUCCGUUGUCCAAGCGUUAUUCUACCAGGAAGCCUUCAGGCAACAUGUCGUCAACUACCCAUCACAUUCUCCCUCCGACACCCCGAACGGCGUGCGCCCCAAAGUCCAGGUGACCAUCCGACCACCCAUAAAAAAAGACGACGGCCAGAACCCGGCGAACAGGCAGAAAAUAAGCGCCGCAGAAGCCAUGAGGCGGCGUCAGGCCGCUAGCUUGCCGCCCCUGCCUGGUCAGCCCGGCGUCCGACCGGAGGAUCGACCAGACGCCCCCGAAUACAAGAAGAAGCAGGCCAUGAUGAAGGGGCCCGUUGUUGAGCUCAACCAGGAGAACCCCGACGCUUACGGCAUGACCGAAUGCACUUUCACCGGACUCAAAGACAUCUUCGGAGCUCUAAUGGAGAGCGAGAGCCUGACCGGUGUCCUGAGUCCCCAACGUUUUCUCGAGAUUUUCAAGCGAGACAACGAGAUGUUUCGUAACUCGAUGCACCAGGACGCCCACGAAUUCUACGGUCUCGUACUGAACGACGUCAUCGCCAACGUCGAAGCCAACGCCAGACGCCUGCAGGAGAAGGAGGAGGCCGCCAGCAAAAACGGACUCGUGCAGUCGGUUGAGCAUGCGCUCGACUCGCUCGACGCGGGGUCCUCAAGCCAGGCGACACAGGGCAACGGAAUCGCGACAAGGCCAUCCGGGACAUACGGGACGGGUUGGGUCCACGACAUAUUCGAAGGCGUGCUCACAUCGGAGACGAAGUGCCUGACGUGCGAGACGGCGUCGCAAAGGGACGAGACCUUCCUGGACCUCUCGAUCGACCUGGAGGAGCACGCGUCGGUGACGUCGUGCCUGCGCAAGUUCUCGGCCGAAGAGAUGCUGUGCGAGAGGAACAAGUUCCACUGCGACCACUGCGGCGGCCUGCAGGAGGCCGAGAAGCGCAUGAAGAUCAAGAGGCUCCCCAAGGUGAUGGCCCUCCACCUGAAGAGGUUCAAGUACACCGAAGACUACAGCCGGCUGCAGAAACUGUUCCAUCGGGUGGUCUACCCGUACCACCUGCGCAUGUUCAACACGACGGACGACGCCGAGGACCCGGACCGGCUGUACGAGCUCUACGCGGUCGUGGUCCACAUCGGGGGCAACGCCUACCACGGACACUACGUCUCGGUCAUCAAAACCAAAGACCGAGGGUGGCUGCUGUUCGACGACGAGAUGGUGGAACCCGUCGACAGGCACUUUGUGCGCAACUUCUUCGGGGACAAGCCGGGGACCGCGUGCGCCUACGUCCUGUUUUACCAGGAGACGACGUUCGAGAAGGUGCAGGCGGAGAUGGAAGCCGAAGGGUUGGAGGAGGUCAAGAUGGCCAACGAGGCGGCCAAUCUCGCGCACGAGAACGGACAGGCUGCCGUUAACGGAAACGGAAACGGAAACGGCAUACCCCUUUCGAAACAGACGUCGCAGCCUGUGAGCCCCGUGGAAGACCGAGACGCCGCCACUGUCAGCCUAGCGCACGCGCAGACGGCUCCUGGCCUGGUGGAAGUGGCCAAGGUGAAAUCUGCCGCGGUCGGUCCUCUACCGGAUCCGUCGACAACAUCGGUAUCGACGACUGCGGCGUCUGUUGCAGGGGGGCCCACGGAGACAACAGCGCGUUCCGACCCGCCAAAGACCAAAGAGGAGCGAAAGCGCGAGAAGAAGGAGCAGGAGGCGGCGGAGAAGGCGCGCAAGCUGGCCGAGAAAGAGAGGCGGAAACAAGAAGAGAAGAACCUCAAGGAAUCGAUACAGCGGAGACGAGAGCUCCGGCUGCAGGAGACCGAGGCGUUGCGGCAGGCCAUCGAGGAGAGCAAGAAGACGGCGGAAGAGGAGGACGGUGCGCGGAAGAUGACCGAGGAUGCCGUCAAGAGCCCGUUGUCCGCGGCGGGCCCGUCGUUGUUGACGAGCCCCGGCGGAUUCCUGAGCCGGGCGAACCGAGGGAGCAAAUCGAUGAUGACGAAGAGGAGCUUCGGCUUUCUCGCCAAGGACAAGGUCAAGGAUAAGGACCGGGGGGAGGUGCCGUCCGGGGAGAGCGGUUCCAAUGGCUCCGAGGGGCCGGGGCCGGGGCCGGGGCCGGGAAGCCAGACAGAACAGAAACUGAAGGACCGGUUCAGCUUCAGCCUGGGAAGGAAAAAGAGCACCAACAUGUUGUCAUAGCAUUAAGUUUCGGCGUUUCUAUGGACGGAAAAAGUCCCCCCUUUUUUCUCUUUUCUUUUCUUUUCUUUUUUCUUUCUUUUUUUAUUAUUAUUUCUUUCUUCUUUUAUUAUUAUUCCCUUGUCAACUUGCUAUAUAUUUCCUCCUCGACACAUAUACAUAGUUUAGGGGAGGAUUGUACGAUGGUGCCAAGGGGGAGACGACGCCGUCUCAGUUGGAAAUAUCCGAGACUAUCGUGGGUACCAUUCUGCAGUCGUCACCAAGCAAGGCCGAGGAGAUUUUGAGAGGCGCGGGUUACGAGUCGCUUGUGGAUAUGAUGAAGG
Molecule: messenger RNA, 2935 nt
Organism: Sodiomyces alkalinus F11
Lineage: Eukaryota; Fungi; Ascomycota; Sordariomycetes; Glomerellales; Plectosphaerellaceae
Product: cysteine proteinase
Exons: 4
Coding region: 231-2615 (794 amino acids)
Biological process (GO): protein deubiquitination
Cellular component (GO): nucleus; cytosol
Molecular function (GO): cysteine-type endopeptidase activity; cysteine-type deubiquitinase activity
Source: RefSeq, a predicted model, not a curated record